AUGCAAGACGACAUCAUCACGAUCACGGCACAAUGCCUUUGUAAGGCGCACACGUUCACCACAAUCAUUGGGGAAAAAGUGCUGCCGCUGAAGGCCUCCUGCUGCCACUGCAACUCUUGCCGUCACGUCUCCGGCGCACUCUACUCUUCGUGCGCGCCCUGGCCCAACACAGAAGAAGAUCUUUCCGGCCUCGCCAAAUAUUCAUUCUCCGACCGUCUCGAUCUGUUCGCCUGCAAGACCUGUUCUUCGCGACUCUUCUGCUCCGGCGAGCCAACCCGCGGCGAGCCAUGGGUCGUGACCGGGGCGCUCGAGAACGCUCCCGGCCUGAUCGAGUACGCCAACCACUUGUUCCUCGAGGACACCAUCGACGGCGGAGCCUCCAUAUGGUUGCCGAAGAGUGAAAAUGUCAAGAGAUGGCGACAAAUGUACGGCCGCUUGGGCGGCGAAGAGAUGCCGUCUGACUGGCCCGUUGCUAAGGCGCUGUCUUCGGAGCAAUUGAAUGCCGGACCAUCGCCUGAGGUCACGCCCUUCUACUGCCAUUGCAAGGGAGUGAACUUUGUGCUUCGAAGUGCCGCAGACCUGAAGUCGAAGUCUGAAGAGGAGCUGAAGAAGUGCUUCAUCGACCCGAAGACUUUGAAGUACAGAGGAAGUUUCGAGUGCUGCGACUCUUGCAGGCUCAGCUUCGGAGCAGACCUCAUGGCCUGGACCUUUGCUCCUCUGAGUCACAUCGACUUUCCCGGGGACACCUCGGAAGGUUCCAAGUUCCCGGACGACAUCAACGCCCUCAAAGCGGCCAUCUCCUCUGAGAAUAAGGAUCCACGCCUGGGUACCCUGGCUUCGUAUCAGAGCUCCCCCGGGGUCGAUCGGUACUUCUGCUCUAAGUGUUCCGCCAGUGUCUUCUAUGCCGUUCACGAUCGACCGUGGCUUGUAGACGUCGCGGUUGGGCUGCUGGAUCAUCCUGAUGGUGCCCGCGCUGAAGGUCUGUUGUUGUGGUUUCUUGGGAGGAUCGGCUGGUUCAAAGACGCAGCUGGUGGAUGGCGGGAGGGACUUGCUGCUACGGCGAAGGAACUUCAACUGGAGUAUGCGGAGAAGACUCGAGGGACCGAUGGUUCUUCCACCUGA
Molecule: messenger RNA, 1122 nt
Organism: Colletotrichum karsti
Lineage: Eukaryota; Fungi; Ascomycota; Sordariomycetes; Glomerellales; Glomerellaceae
Exons: 1
Coding region: 1-1122 (373 amino acids)
Molecular function (GO): carbon-sulfur lyase activity
Source: RefSeq, a predicted model, not a curated record